This is a messenger RNA of Ostertagia ostertagi, 537 nucleotides long. The record is from the annotation of a GenBank genome assembly. Lineage: Eukaryota; Metazoa; Nematoda; Chromadorea; Rhabditida; Trichostrongylidae.
AAUCCCACGUUAGAUUACCCAGUGGAAUGUCAACGCUGUAGGAUUGCUGGUCCUAACGACUUGUCUCUGGAAAUCAAGACCGAGCCUUCUAACUUCCUCUUGACGAAGAAAGUUCAAGGUGUUAUCAAAUGCAGUUCCAUGAAACCUCUUCCGAAGAAAGUGAGAAUGUUCUGCUAUCUGGAAAGUGCGGUCAAAGUACGGCGGUGGACCUCUAGUCUUCUGUAUAACUUUUCAACUGCGGAGAAGCUAAAAUUCGAAAUUAUAUUUAGCAAAGAGCAGCAAAUCGCACGGUACGACCGCAUAGUGACGUUCGCUUAUGGAACUUUCGGUCCUGAGAAGUAUGUCACAGAUCGCAUUGUGUUCAAUAUAGGACAGUCAGCAAAUUGUGUCAAUGAGUCCCAUGCGACCAUUUAUGGUGGAAAUGCUCUUCACGGCGCUGAGCCAAUGGAGACGGAUUACAUGUUGGCACCAUCUGCUGGUAGGAAUGGAGUGACUAGUGAAUUAGAUGAUUCUAACUUCGAAGUUUAUCGACCAUAG